This is a messenger RNA of Fusarium graminearum PH-1, 1629 nucleotides long. RefSeq lists its product as uncharacterized. The record is from RefSeq and is a predicted model, not a curated record. The coding region runs from base 1 to 1629 and encodes 542 amino acids. The transcript is spliced from 5 exons. NCBI's taxonomy places the organism in Eukaryota, Fungi, Ascomycota, Sordariomycetes, Hypocreales, Nectriaceae.
AUGAUUAAAACGGUGAGGCAUAAUCGUCUUCGUACCCAAUGCGGUAUCUGCGACCAGGACCUGUUGCGAGGUGAUUCCUUCGUCCCGCUACGGGGCGGUGACCCUGACACUGGAUCAGGAACCCGCCUGAACCGAGCAACAUACCCAGGAUACCGUUAUUCUAUUGUUGAUUUUGACGACAGGAGUCUCUGCUUGGUGCCUAACUGCUACCAAUGCGCCAGAUCGCCCGAGGCAGUAGGACUACAUGCAUUCUGCUUCGACGUUUACAAGAAUCACUGCCAAGUCGACAAUUCUAUACAUAGGCUAUGGGCGACAAGAGGUCAAAAGAACCUAUGGAAAGGUGCCCCUAUUCUACAGCUUGAUCGAGAGUCAGAGCUCGAUAUAGAUCUUGUUCGCCAGAAAGCCGAGACGUAUGGUGUUGGUCUGCUGGGCCGACUUCCGGCAGAACUCAUCCAAAUGAUUCACAAGUACAGCGAGAAUGAGAAGUUUUGGCGCUGCAUCUCAGCUCUGCGCCUGGCUAGGGAGUUGUCUGAAUCGCAACAAGACGAUACGAUGCUGCCUUUGUGCAAUAUCGUGACAUGGACAAGGGGAGAAUCGGCUGUUGUGCGCUCUGAGGAGUGUUCGCCCUACAUACGACUCAUUCUUGACCGUCGAGGCAUCCGCAAGAUCGAAAGGUUUCAAGAAAGACUGCCAUAUGAACCAGCUCGUUCGAACAGAGAAGCGCAGUUCAACGUCUUGCAACUCCAGCUUCCAAGUCAUAUACGAGGUUUCCAGGUCUGGGACACUCCCAGCCCCCCUCGACUUGAAGACUGCGAGUUUUAUGGCCGCGUGUCACAGUCGAUGCAGCUCAAGACCAUUAACCUACGCGCUGCGACUGGCCUCACAUUCUUCUUCGCAUACAGCAAGCUUUACGCGGUUCAUGCACAUACCCACAAGAGCCCACAUGCAACUAGAACCUGCGAAGAGAUUAUAUCCAUAGCUAUCAGAACAAGAAGCUCGCUCAAGGGAGGACAAUCCACAGGGCAAAAGCCAUUCCUCUUGUUUCGAAUGAAAUUGGCUGGCGACAUUGCUAUCGGCCCGUACCACUCGGAGACACACAACGAUGUUGUCCUCGGCGAGUCCAGCCCAAAAUUGUUCAUUUAUAGUUCUUCGGGCGUCGGGCCAGCAACCGUAUUUGGAACAUACCCUCGAAAACAAGAGGACGACAGUAUUUCUGUACCGUUUCCUUACCCCUUGUUCAGUAAUCCACCUAUCAACUAUCAUGCCAACAUUUCUUCAGCGCCCUUGGAGGAUGUGACUUGUGUGUGGGUUCGGGAGGAUGAGAACCAAUUUUGUCACGGGGUGCUGUUGGAAUACGAAAACGGGGCUCAACGAGCAUUGGGGGAUUAUCGGGUUGGGAAUUACCUGCCGGGUACGGACCGCGUGAAAAAGCAUUUGAAGCCAUCGCAGAUUUGCUAUCUGGGCCCCCAAGAUGAGGGUGUAGAUGCAUACAAUUUUGUUGUCAAGGCGAGCGAUCAUCAUGAUCAUGACCCGAACCAUGAUGCAGAAGACUGGAAAUGUAAUUCAUUGAGUGGUGUGCUUGAAUUCUGGUUUUCGUUCGAGCGAUCUGUUAUUAGGAUAGUGGAGUAG